AGAUCGUAUAUGAGUGCAUGACGUGUCAUGGCACCUUUCGAGGUCUAAUGUUCUUUGCGAUAUAACGUUCCAUGCUAUUAACAAACGUGUGUAACAGAGUUACAGGACAAAAAUUGUUAUGAAGUUAUGUGACUAAUCAUUUGAUGUAGUAUACAAUAUACGUUUUUAGUAGACAAUAGAUACUUUACAUUAAAAGUUUACGAAUAAUGGCGAGAAUAUUAUCGAUAUGGGUAUUGUGUACGCUCCUAUGCGUAGUUAAUGAUAUAUCAGCAUUUUACUUGCCCGGUUUAGCACCAGUAAAUUUUUGUAAAAGCGGAGAUUCUUCGAAAAAUUGUAAGUCUGAAAUUCAAUUAUAUGUUAAUCGUCUAAAUACUGAAAAAUAUGUCAUACCUUACGAAUACAAUCGUUUUGACUUUUGUACUGCGGAAAAAAAAGAAUCACCGGUUGAAAAUUUAGGGCAAGUUGUAUUCGGAGAACGAAUUCGUCCUUCUCCGUACAAGUUGGAAUUCUUAAGACCAGAAACAUGUAAAGUUGCUUGCACAAAAACAUAUAAAGGAAAAGAGGAAGUUUCAGAACAAAAGUUGCAAUUUCUUAGAAAAGGAAUUGCGCUUAAUUAUCAACAUCAUUGGAUCAUCGAUAAUAUGCCAGUUACGUGGUGUUAUCAAAUACAAGAUGAAAAGCAAUAUUGUAGUACUGGUUUUCCAAUGGGCUGUUUUACGCGGGAACCUCUUUCAGCACAGGAUACCUGCAGCAUUAAUGGUUUAUAUAGCAAAACAGGAAAAGCAUACUUUAUAUUCAACCACGUCGAUCUUAACAUAACAUAUCACAGUGGAGUCAAAGAAGAAUGGGGAACGAGUUUCAAAGAGAAUGGUGGUCGCAUUAUCUCCGUAAAAGUAACUCCUCGUAGUAUCAGACAUACCAGUAACAACCCAAAUUGUGAUAGCAAAACAUCUCCUAUGGAAAUACCCGAAGAUCUUCCUGCUGGUAAAACAUUGGAUAUAACAUAUACAUAUUCUGUAAGAUUUUCGCAAGAUAAUACAAUCAAAUGGUCAUCCAGAUGGGAUUACAUAUUGGAAUCAAUGCCGCAUACAAAUAUACAGUGGUUCAGUAUCCUGAAUUCAUUAAUUAUUGUCCUAUUCUUAUCUGGAAUGGUGGCAAUGAUUAUGUUCCGCACAUUGCACAAGGAUAUCGUGAGAUAUAAUCAGGCCUACUUCCAGAUAGAGUCAGGAGAGGAUGCGCAGGAAGAAUUUGGAUGGAAACUCGUACACGGUGAUGUCUUCCGACCGCCACGUAAAGGAAUGUUGCUUUCAGUAUUACUUGGAUCUGGUAUACAAGUAUUUUUCAUGACCCUUGUCACGCUAGCGUUUGCUUGUUUGGGUUUUCUGUCUCCUGCUAAUAGAGGAGCAUUAAUGACGUGUGCAAUGGUAUUGUAUGUAUGCCUUGGAACAACAGCUGGUUAUACAUCUGCUAGAAUUUAUAAAAGUUUCGGCGGUGAAAAAUGGAAAUCCAAUGUAUUGCUUACGUCAAUGCUAAGUCCUGGGAUUGUCUUCGGUUUAUUUUUUAUAAUGAACUUAAUAUUUUGGGUAAAAGGGAGUUCAGCAGCUGUACCAUUUAGUACUCUUAUCGCCCUUUUAGCAUUAUGGUUUGGUGUAUCCGUUCCAUUAACAUUUAUCGGAGCUUACUUUGGAUUUAAGAAAAGGUCAUUGGAACAUCCAGUAAGAACUAAUCAAAUACCAAGACAAAUACCAGAACAAAGUUUUUAUACGCAACCGAUACCUGGUGUAAUAAUGGGUGGUGUAUUACCUUUUGGGUGUAUAUUUAUUCAAUUAUUUUUCAUUCUUAACUCGCUUUGGUCUAGCCAAGUAUAUUACAUGUUCGGAUUUCUUUUCCUAGUAUUUUUAAUACUUGUGAUUACGUGUUCUGAAACUACAAUCUUAUUGUGUUAUUUUCAUCUUUGUGCAGAGGAUUAUCAUUGGUGGUGGCGCAGCUUUCUAACGUCAGGAUUUACAGCCUUUUACUUGUUAAUUUAUUGCGUACAUUUUUUCAUGACGAAAUUAGAUAUUGAAGAUGCCACAUCCACGUUCCUUUAUUUUGGAUAUACUUUAAUUAUGGUCUAUCUAUUCUUCCUUCUAACAGGUUCAAUUGGUUUCUUUGCUUGCUUUUGGUUUGUGCGUAAAAUCUACAGUGUGGUAAAAGUUGACUAAUUAAACAGUUAAAUAACCAAAAGUAUAAAUAUUAAAAAAUAACCGUGGUACAACAAGAUGAAAGGAAUGAGUAAAAAAAAUGUUCGAUAGUACAAUGAUCAUUUGUUAUAUGCUUAUAUAUAACUUAUGUUCAAUUUAUUCUCGAAUCCUUUUAAUUCAAAUAUUAUUGUGAAAAAUAAUAACAUAUUUUCUUUUUAACAAUAAUAUUUGAUUAAAGAUUUAAAACUUUUGAACAAUUUCAUAAGAUAAUCCUAGUUAGCUGUGAAACUAUUCGAAGAAUAAUAAACAUCGACUAUCGAUCAUUCUUAAGAAAUUUUAUAUGAUUAAUAUUUGGAUGCGAGCAAACUUGCUGCACGCACACCGCGCUCUGUAUGGGCGUACGAAAAUAAUAAUAUAUUAUUACGAUGAUAUUCUAUUU
Polistes canadensis is the source of this 2622-nucleotide messenger RNA. RefSeq names its product transmembrane 9 superfamily member 2 (gene TM9SF2). Gene Ontology annotation, biological process: protein localization to membrane. Gene Ontology annotation, cellular component: membrane. The coding region runs from base 207 to 2204 and encodes 665 amino acids. NCBI's taxonomy places the organism in Eukaryota, Metazoa, Arthropoda, Insecta, Hymenoptera, Vespidae. The transcript has 15 exons. The record is from RefSeq and is a predicted model, not a curated record.